GAGAGAGAGAGAGGGAGAGAGGGCGCAGAGCCUCCAUUCAAAUUCAGAGAAAAAAGAGAGAUAGAGAGAGAGGGGUUAACGACGCGGUUUUGGUGUUUAUGUUUGAUUAGAGGUUGUGAAUUAGGCCUUCGGUGGUGUCGUUUCUGAUGGAGAGAUUGGCAGCGACGGGGAUGAUAUCGUCGAGGUUGUAUGUGAGAUGGGAAGAAGUGUACGUAACGAGCGAUAGAGGGAGGAGAGACGUUCGGUACUAUUUGAUACGGAAGGACGGGACUUCAGAUCUGGCUGUGGCUGGUAAAGAGAAGAGUUUGGGACGCAUGUCCUAUCGAUACGCUAUUCGUGAUCUUUCUCUGGUAUCGGCUUCCAAUUCGUCUUCGUUUUUGAAGCUGAGAUCGAGGAGAGAGGUCAUCGAUUGGUUGAAUUCAAUUGUUUCAGGUACGUCGUGAAUUUCAUUUAAUUUCAAUUUGUUGGAAAGAUUUUAUUUUUAUUUCUAGAUUGAUUUUUAUCAAG
This is a messenger RNA of Ilex paraguariensis (yerba mate), 507 nucleotides long. Lineage: Eukaryota; Viridiplantae; Streptophyta; Magnoliopsida; Aquifoliales; Aquifoliaceae. The record is from the annotation of a GenBank genome assembly.